Molecule: messenger RNA, 3561 nt
Organism: Esox lucius (northern pike)
Lineage: Eukaryota; Metazoa; Chordata; Actinopteri; Esociformes; Esocidae
Gene: syngr2b
Product: synaptogyrin 2b
Exons: 5
Coding region: 158-910 (250 amino acids)
Cellular component (GO): neuromuscular junction; synaptic vesicle membrane
Source: RefSeq, a predicted model, not a curated record
GGCAUACGCUACUCUCACUUUCAGGAAACUCAUUUCGUUAGCGAAAACAAGAAGGUUGGUUUGGUGCUGUCAAUUUUAGAAGCUUCUGUGAAGUCACAAGGAAGGAAGGACGGAUCGUUGCUGAGAUCAGAAGUGAAGUGAAGAACAACUGAAAAUAAUGGAGGAGACCGGGGGAGCUGGUUCCACCGCGUACGGAGCUUCGCUCGCAGGCGGCAGCUUCGAUUUCCAGAAGUUCGCCAAACAACCGCAGACUAUCGUGCGCUUCUUGAGUUGGAUCUUUUCCAUCGUGGUGUUUGCGUGCAUCACCGCAGAGGGAUUCAUCAACCGUCCCAACUCCAGCGAAGUUCACUGCGUGUUCAACCAGAACGACUCUGUGUGUCACUACGCGGUGGGCAUCGGCGUCAUAGCCUUCCUGGCCUGUUGCGGCUUCUUCUUAUUGGACGCCUACCUGCCACUGAUGAGCAACGCGCAGGAAAGGAAGUAUGCUGUCAUGGCCGACUUGGGAUUUUCAGGUGUGUGGACGUUCCUGUGGUUUGUCUGUUUCUGCGUCCUGGCCAGUCAGUGGGGUCGCACGGAACACGUCAGCGCAAUCCCGAAGGACGCCGCCCGCGCCACCAUCGCCUUCUCUUUCUUCUCUAUCGCCACCUGGGGUAUCCUGACUUACUUUGCUCUGGGGAGAUACCGCCUCGGCCUCACCGACGUCGCCAAAAACUACAUGGAGCCCCCACUGGAACCGCACACCCCUUACCCCGCGACCUACGCCCCCGCCGCCUACGUGCCCACCACCUACUCGCCGUAUCCCACCGGCGCCCCGGACAACUACCUGCAACCCCCCUUCGCCCCGAUCGACGCCCCGAUCGCCGCCCCCGUCGCCCAGCCCCAGGGGGAAUACCAGCCCCCCAGCUACUGAAGGCCUCCGGGUUGACGUCCGCCCCUCCCCCCCCCACCCCCCACAGAUCUGGGAUCAGUUUCCCCCUACGCCAAUCCUAACCUGAGAGGGGCGGUCCACCCAAAACCUCCCGUGUGGCACUCUGUUAAAUUACACGUGAAAACAGUUACGUGGUGAUUUCUGUUUGUGGUCUGUUUGUGUUUGCGUUUUUAGUUGUUGUAAUGGGCGGUGUCCGGCGAGACGCACCGUCAGUUUAGGUGUGAUUCCAGUUGCCCUGGGAAACGAUGGUUUGAAUGGAGAGCUGCUUUGCGUGGUGGCGGUUAGAGACCGCAAAAGGAUAUUAAUCUGACGGCGAACUGUCAUUUGCGGAAGGUUUGAGUGAAAUACAGUGUUUGUCCGCUUUGUCGUCAUGGCAAUGUAGCGCAAUAAAUAUGUCCGUACCGUCAACCGGAAAAGAAUGUUCCGGAGAGCGUUUUUUUUUUUAAAAGCAGCAUCUCCAGCAUAACUACACCUGUGAUGCGUUGCCUCACGAUAUUCCCCGAUUUCAGACGGACCACCUAGACGUUUAUUCAUGGGUGAAUUUCACCCACUAAUAGGUGACAGGCUUUCACCAGUUGUAAAUACACUGUUUUACUAUUUGUUUUUCUGUGGGUGGAUGACCUCUUUAGCCAUUAGUAGUGUUUAGCUUCUACUGAAACCAGCAUGAAGGAAGAGGCCUGCCACCAGACCUGUGUUCAGAACUGUUUUAAAUCUUUUUUUCUCGUCCGGUCUGACUGGAGUGCCAUGUUGACUGGGUCCUUUUUCUAUUGGUUCCAUCGUCAGCAGACAAGCUUGUAAUGGUGUCAAAUAGUAUGUGAGUCAGAUGAUAUCUUGAUGCUUGCGGUGACAGCUGAAGGGGAAAAGUGAGGGGAACUGAUCUUAGAUCUGUGCUUAAAGGGAAGCUUUAAACUAGAACCAGGGGUGUCACUGAGGGGAGGUAUGCAAUGGAUAUUGAAGGUCAUGUGACACAGGGAUGGAUGUCACAUGAUAUGGCAUAUGAAUCAGCCACUGAGAGCUCUUGUGGAAGUGGCCAAUGGCUUUCUCCAGCCAAUCCACGUGUACUUCUCUGCCUCUGUCCCUCCCACCAGAAGUCUCAGCCACUGCUUCUGUAAAGGAGAAUCUUUCUGUACAUACUGAAUAUUGAUGUUCAAACCACCAUUUUGAAGGUUGUCAAAUGGUUGUGUGUGUGUGUGUGUGUUUAAAAAAACAACUUUUUUUUCUUUUGGUUUUCAAUUUGGCACACUUAUCUCGAUGAAGUAUGAUUACUUCACUGACCUGAAACCAGUAUAUCUUGAGACUACUGAUUUAAACAGGAUAAGCGACAUGUGAUUCAAAAUGUUAAAGACCUGUUUUGUUGUCCUUCCUGAGAACCCCAGCUUUGUCUUCGACCUUUCCUGUUUUUGUACUACGGAAGGUAAAAACGCUUACUCAUUAACCACUCAACUGCAACAUAACUGGCCUCCCUUUACGGCGGUGUUUACUGGGACACGCAGUGGAGAACGUUUCGCGAUGGGAAGUAAAAACAAGUCAAUCGAAUUUGGCAUCCCUCACCCCAUUACAGACCAACUGCCACUUUGUUUUGCGCCCCACACAGAGGUUCUUGGGACUUCACAUGCCAAUUAAGAUGUGCUACUGCAUGUUAUCCGAACCCGUCGAGCCUCUCUGAACGCCAACCCCGGUGUUCUGUUGCCUUAGGCUUGUAAUGACGUCACCGUGGUAACCGCGAGUUCGCGGUUGACGAGUGCCUCGUACACAUGGCACAACGGAUGGGUUCACGCGCGGCCUCUGGAGUAUCGCUUGGCCGACCGCGGUGGUCGUGGCCCAGGCGGAACGAGGUCUCGCGUGUGUGUGUUUCCGUGCCAUCUUUGAGACCUGUUCCGACAUCGGCGGCACCGUUGACCAUGUAACAGAAUGCUGGCACGCUGAACCGGACCUUUAGCGGGGUUGGUUCACCGCGGUCUGACUGUUGCGUUCUUAACAGAAGUGAACGGCGUGUGACUUGUGUUACCAACUGCUGAGCGGAACUGUGAUCCUGAACACAUUUGCCCGUGGGUGAUCGGCUUGGCCUCGCUGCUGGUCCAGUUAAACCUUCACCAUUUGCCAAUAUUUAUUUACGGUCGAUUAAAAGAGAUGACUAGGAUUUAUUUGGAAAAUAUAUAUUUAUUAGAACACGGGCCAAGACAUACCCAAGGUGUAUACAAUGACCUUUAAUGUAUUGAUAUUUAAAAAUGUAUUGCUGAUCGACCUAAGAACAAAAUCUUCACAAACUUCAGGAAAUACCACACGGUCCACUGUACUCUAUAACUCUGGAGUUUAAUCCCGGCCAUGUUGUUGAUUGCACAGAUUAUUAAGUCUAGGGGUGACGGGUGUAUUUUACUUGAUUUGUUUUCUAUUUAAUUUUUAUUCUGUCAAACACUUUCAUGUACCUUUAAUAUAUAUAUUUUCUAGCACUAAGAAACCUGUUGUGUGCUUUUUGUUGUUGUUGUUGUUCCCGAGUCCCUCACUGUGUGAAAACUAGGAAGUGCCUUCUGUGGUUCCGGUAUCGGUUUUCACAGAAUCACUGACCGACUGGUUUGGUUUUAAAAUGCCUGUAUCUGUGUGGGGCAGAAUAAAAAGCUGUCCUCAAAAUCCAA